Molecule: messenger RNA, 942 nt
Organism: Daldinia vernicosa
Lineage: Eukaryota; Fungi; Ascomycota; Sordariomycetes; Xylariales; Hypoxylaceae
Product: proteasome maturation factor UMP1
Exons: 2
Coding region: 227-682 (151 amino acids)
Biological process (GO): proteasome assembly
Cellular component (GO): nucleus; cytoplasm
Source: RefSeq, a predicted model, not a curated record
GGCUUGGCAAGGCUCUAAACACGAAAGCUCCCGGCAGCCUGCUCAAGCUUCCUUUUACAUACCUAGGUACCUAACCUAUUGAAUCCACUAUCAACGACGCAGCACAUCUGCUACCAAACCACAACUUCUCUUUAAACAUCUUGACCUAAAGGAGUUGACGACCGCUAAGAAUCACAAACCCGAAAUAACGAAAAUAAAAGUCUAUUAAUAAUCUUCCACCGGCAAGAUGUCAAUGCGCAUAGUCCCCCCCUCCGCCCACACCAGCACCUACAAAUCAACCAACACAUCCGCCCCGUCCGCCCCCGGCGUCCACGACACGCUCCGCCACGGCAUCGGCCCAAACGCUUUGUCCGCAGAGUCCCCUGCCGCGCCCGUCUCGCGCCACCCGCUCGAAGCCCGCCUCAAGGCCUGGGAGUCGACGCAGGAGGCCCUGCGCAUGGAGAGCUUGCGCCGCACCUUUGGCAUGGCGGAGCCCAUCCGCCGCGGCAUGGAGCUCAAGAUCACCCGCGACGGCGAGUGGCGGCCGCUGGCUCUCGGCGGCGGUGCCGGCAUUAAGAGCGUCCAUGAAGAUAUCCUGCGCGGCCGCGAGGCUACGCUCGACUGGGAGGAUGUGUUUACUGGUGAGGAGCAGCGAGCUGCUGUGACUAUGCACGAGGAGAUGGAGCGGAAAUUGAAGAUUUAGGUAGACGGUCUGAUGUAGCAUCUUGGCAAUUAGCACAGACGGUUGGUGUUGCGUGGCAGACACUCCGACUACAUUAGUAGCUGCCUCGAGUUUAUGGACAUGAGUUGGAGCAUGCUUCCUACUACGUACGAUGCCGGCGUAUGUUAUGAAAUAGACAAUCUAUGGGCAUUCAACCCUGGAAAACCUUCACAAGAUAGUCAUGACCUAACGCAAUGAUAUAACAGCUAUAUGACUACAAUAGAUCCAUAUUAACGUAUAGA